CAUACGCUCACCGUCUGUCCACAGUAUUCAUUGUUUUGCAGCUUCAGACUUUAUGCUCGCACGCUCCCAGCCAGCAGCCAGCCACACCACACUUGCAAAGUUUUUUCGCUCCGUUGCUAGCUAGUGUGGUGAGAACUACUCUGGUGGUUCCGUCAAAAGAACUACUCUGGUGGCUCGGUGAAAUGGCUCGGGGAAGAGGCAGUACUGCAACGCGAGGAGCCAUGGUCGCGGCCGCGUUCGCCGUCGCGUGCUACUGCCUUGGCCUUGCCGGCGUCGCCAGCGCGGCCACGUACUACGUCGGGGACAGCAGCGGCUGGUCCCUGAGCAGCGGCAGCUGGCCCCACGGGAAGCAGUUCCACGCCGGCGACACCCUCGUGUUCAGGUACAUGCCGUGGCUCCACAACGUGGUGGCCGUGGACGAGGAAGGGUACAACGGCUGCAGCACGCCGCCGGGGGCGAGGACCUACCAGUCCGGCAACGACAGCGUCAGGCUCGCCAGGGGGAACAACCACUUCAUCUGCACCCACUUGGGCCACUGCAGCCUCGGGAUGAAGAUGGUGGUCAACGCCGCCUGACCGGCCACUUGUAGUAAUUUCGUUCAAAUCUAUCCCUUGUCGUACGUUUCGUUAGCGUAAGGCGAGGGCUGGUCUUUAUUAGUAGCUAGCUGUGGUUUCUAGUUCUAGUAGGUGAUUAGGGGAUGAUUGUGGAGUGCUUGUUUUCUAUGCAUGUGGAUGUGGGUGUUGGAAGACUCUGGGUCUGUUGUGUUGACUUUGAUUGACGAUUUGACGGGAUGUGUUUGGAAUGAAGACAAGUUCGUGUGAUCGUGUCUGUGCCUCAUGAGGAUUCGUUGUAACCAUUUUUCGUUCACUCGUU
Brachypodium distachyon (stiff brome) is the source of this 873-nucleotide messenger RNA. RefSeq names its product basic blue protein. NCBI's taxonomy places the organism in Eukaryota, Viridiplantae, Streptophyta, Magnoliopsida, Poales, Poaceae. Gene Ontology annotation, cellular component: plasma membrane. The transcript is spliced from 2 exons. Gene Ontology annotation, molecular function: electron transfer activity. The coding region runs from base 183 to 575 and encodes 130 amino acids. The record is from RefSeq and is a predicted model, not a curated record.